AUGACUAUUGUCAUUUUUGGUCAAGGAACUGCGAAUAUGUGCGAUUGGAUUCAGUGUGCAAAUGGAGGUAUAUGCCAACCAGCUGAAGGUUCUACUCUAGGUUAUAAAUGUCGAUGUCAAUUUGGUUUUACUGGUACAUUAUGUGAAAAUCGAUUAAAUAUAACAACAUGUGUAAGAAAUCCAUGUCUACAUAAUGGAAAUUGUACAGUAACAAAUGAUUAUCAAGUUAAAUGUACAUGUCCAAAAGGAUAUACAGGCACUCGUUGUGAAAUUUCAAUAUAA
Rotaria sordida is the source of this 282-nucleotide messenger RNA. The record is from the annotation of a GenBank genome assembly. Lineage: Eukaryota; Metazoa; Rotifera; Eurotatoria; Philodinida; Philodinidae.